GUUCCCCAGAUGGGAGUCGUCUCCUGUGAGUGGGACCGAGGUGAGAAAUCCUGGCAUGGACAGGGCAAGCGCUGCCAUACACUAAAUCAGCCUGAUAUAGGAUUUCCGUGCGUGACCACGAGUGAGACAAUCUCAGUGAUUGGGCCACUGACCAGUCCAACCAGAAAAAAUACAAUCUGGAAGGAAACGUUACAUUUUGACAAAUCCCAGGAGCCAGGGUGCUCAGAUGGAAGCGCGGUGAAGAAUGUUCCGAAAAGGAAAGAAAAGACAUAGUAGCAGCAGCUCCCAGAGCAGUGAAAUCAGCACCAAGAGCAAGUCUGUAGACUCCAGCCUUGGGGGUCUGUCCAGAUCGAGCACCGUGGCUAGCCUUGAUACAGACUCUACUAAAAGCUUUGGACAAGGCGCUAGUAAUUCCGAAGCAUGUGCUGAGUUCAAAGUGAAGUAUGUGGGGUCGAUUGAGAAACUGAAGCAGGAAGACUGUAAAAAACUCCAGGGAUCUUUGGACCUAAUAAAUUACAUUGAUGUAGCGCAGCAAAAUGGAAAACUGCCUUUUGUACCUCAAGAUGAAGAAUUUAUCAUGAGCGUCUCUAAAUAUGGCAUAAAAGUUACUACAUCUGAUCAGUACGAUGUACUGCACAGACAUGCUCUGUAUCUCAUUGUCUGCAUGGUGUGCUAUGAUGACGGCUUGGUGGCUGGGAAAAGCUUGCUGGUUCUGAAGACAAAAGGCCUGGGUGACGAUGAGUGCAGCCUUUGGGUGUAUCAGUGUAACUGUUUGGAGCAAGCACAAGCCAUCUGCAAAGUCCUCUCUACAGCGUUUGAUUCAGUUUUAUCAGAGAAGACUCGAGUUCCGGCAGAAUAGUCCUCUGCACUAAGGCAAUGUGAAACUUACUUGUGUCAACGUAUAGCAUCACACCAGCAAUGCAUUGGGAGUAUGUAAACCAUUUUUUAAAUUCUUUUUAGUGACAUUUUUGAACAAUGUACAUUUAUUUCUUGGGAAUGGUCAUGUUGUGCAGUGUUUUGCUGGAUCCCAUGGUAACUGUCAAAUGGGUAAGUGGCCUGUUUAUUUUUUAUUGCUGAUACAUUUAAAGAUUCUAAAUAUUCUUCAGACUUAUUCUGAGUUUAUUGUUCAUCAAGACCAGUAACAGAUUUUCUUUUCCCCUCUAAUCAGAGUUAUAUGCUUAAUCAAAAUGUUAUGCUUUGAAUAACCAGUUACUAGAAAUAUAUAUUUUUUUAAUUGUGA
Bombina bombina (fire-bellied toad) is the source of this 1240-nucleotide messenger RNA. RefSeq names its product integrin subunit beta 1 binding protein 1 (gene ITGB1BP1). NCBI's taxonomy places the organism in Eukaryota, Metazoa, Chordata, Amphibia, Anura, Bombinatoridae. Gene Ontology annotation, molecular function: integrin binding. The coding region runs from base 245 to 859 and encodes 204 amino acids. Gene Ontology annotation, biological process: negative regulation of substrate adhesion-dependent cell spreading; negative regulation of focal adhesion assembly. The transcript has 8 exons. Gene Ontology annotation, cellular component: cytoskeleton; ruffle; cell periphery. The record is from RefSeq and is a predicted model, not a curated record.